UGCAUUGUAUGAUAGAUUUGAAACAGACGGUUACAUUCUUAUGUGUGAAGAAGAAUUACGUUAUCGGGUGUGUGGUCACGUGGGAUACAUCUCCCUGAUUAAUAUAUAUAGAAGAGAUAAAUAUAUAUAGCUGUUAUAUUAAUACACGCGGUGCUGGCCGGAUGAGUAGAUAUUUGUUAUACGUUGUAUAGUGGGCCGGUUAUAAACACGAGGAUCGCACACGGCACAGCGAAUCGUCUGCUCUCCAUGUACUCCCAGGAUUAAGUAUUAAAUCGGACGAUAAAUGCCAGGGCUUUUUACCUCGUCAGCUGUCUGGUGUUGUGGAGCGUCAAUGGAUUAUUACCGGCACGAUUUACCAUGUAGAGAUGUUAUCAAUAUAUCAACGAUAUGAUGGUAUGAUAAAGCCUCUCACCUUUAAAUCUUAAACAGUCACCAACGUUAUAAUACAAUUGACGUAACUAUAAGGAAGUUAUACUGCGUGUAUCACAACAGAACCAAUUAGGAAUGAAUCGGGUUAAAAAGGAAUAACCAUGUUACGGUCAGUUUCUGGUGGAUUUUUAUCUAUCUUAGAUAUGUACGGGUAAUUCUGUAAUGCCAAGGAUAAUUUGACGAGCUGUUUUGUGUCUAGGGCCCCUUUUUCUCUCAACCAUGUCCCCAAUGUAUCGGUAUGGAUUUAAUACGGCAUUGUGGAGUUUGGUGAUUGUCGUCAUUUGUCAAAGUAUUACUUCGUCAGAAUCGGCUCUUUCUGUGUCGGAAAUUCAGGAGACUGGAAAGGUAUUAUUUCGGUCACUACGGAACACAGAAUGUAGUAUCGACUGUACAGGGAAGGGACGGAGACCAGUGUGUGGGUCAGAUGGCAUAACAUAUUCCUCACGAUGUGAUCUAAAGCGAGCCAAACGUUGUGAAAACAGACGUGUCAGGGUCAAAAGUAAAGGGGUAUGUUCAGCAUUGUCGACGGUGCCGAAAACAAAAUGCAUGCAGGAAAGGGAAGAGGCCCAAGCUAUAGCGAGAAAACCAACCCUUGGUAUCUUUAUACCGGAAUGUAAACAGGAUGGUUCAUAUACCGAGAUUCAAUGCCAUGCCGCCACCGGAUACUGCUGGUGUGUGACAAAUGACGGCAAACCUAUAGCGGGUACAUCAAUAAGCGGCAAAAGCGCACCAUGUAAACGAAAGAGAAGACGACCACAGAAAUCAGAGAAACAUAAGCGCCGAACAGAUAGAAGACGAACAUCCACACGGCGAAAGAAAAGAGCCUGUAAGUCUACAGAUAGAAUACAAUUCAACCAGAAUUUAGUGGCUGCCUUUACGCAAGAAUACCAGCGGUUCACACAACCAGGAAGCUUACCGGGAAAUCCAUUACUGGGUUCAACGGAAAAACGUGUAGUGGAUUGGAAAUUCUCCCAACUAGACAAAAACAACGACAACAAACUCAGACGACGGGAGGUUCGAUCCCUAAAACGAAUGGUUAAGAAAGUUAUAAAACCUCGUGCAUGUGCAAGAAACUUUGCAAAAUAUUGUGAUCUGGACCAAAAUAAGCGAAUAGAGCGGAAGGAGUGGUCUAGUUGUCUUGGCGUCGAUAUCAAAAGUAACCAAAGUGUCACGGAAAUAGCGAAACACGGAGACACCAAUUUCCGUAAAAUUUCUUUUCGUGUGUUUCUAUCUCUGAACUCAGAAGAAGAUCAGUCUCCUCAGAUGACGCCAGAGCCCCCUGUCGCCGAAGAGCCUGAAAUUAUAGUAGACUUCCCUCCGCGAGCUAACCGAUGGUCUUCAUCAGGGCUUAACCCCCGUCGUACCAAUACCCCAGCGCCACCUAUUGACAAGGAAGACAAUACGAGGAGUUGUGUUGAUGAGCAGACUGCGGCUGCGCGACAGCAUGAACAAGACCCGGAUGGAGGAACUUUCAUCCCCGCUUGUACUGAAGAAGGGAAGUGGAAUCGAGCUCAAUGCCACAAAUCGUCCCAGUUCUGUUGGUGUGUUGACGAGAAUACCGGCUCCCCUAUUCCUGGAACAUCAACUCACAAGAUACAACCUAACUGUGAUAUGGACUCCGAGAGAGAGAUGAAAGUUCAUAUAUUCACAGGCUGUCCACUGCCAAAGAAGCGAAGGUUUCUGAACUUCCUGCUAGAACAGCUAGCACAGGAAAUGGAUAUUUAUGUGUAUAAUGGUACCGACUCAAGCAAAAGACCAGAAUACAACCCAGAACUAACGGUGCAGGAAAAGGCUGCACGGUGGAAAUUCAAAUUUUUAGAUGUCAACGCAAACAAUAUGUUAGAACGUAAAGAGUUAAAGCAGUUCCGGCAGCAAAUACCGAAACGGAAGGACACGAGAAAAUGUAGUCGAAACUUCAUUCGCUAUUGCGAUGAGGACAACAACAGAAAAAUAACUCAUGAUGAAUGGAUAGAUUGUAUGGGUUUAAAAAAUAAUACUAGUUUUCUGCCACAGAAUCCAAACCGGAAAGGUCCCAAUCCAUUCAGCCAUUAUCUGAAACCAAGUUAGCAAACACAUUCAUUUAAACGCGUCGUCAGUGUCUAUAUAUUGCAUAUGUGUGACAGUUUAGCAGUGUGUUGUAAAUUCCUUAAAAUACAAUAUCAAGAAACGUACUAAAGGAAGCCCUGUUGUUUACACUGCAUCAUACAGAGUCAUUACGUCACAUAUCGUACCGGAUACUGGAAGCAAUCACCUGUCAAGUAUCAAUCAUGUGUGUCAGUACUAACACUAAUACUGUCAUGUGUCGACGGUUAUUUUAAUUAAAAUGUACAAAUUGCCAGUCCUAACAGUGUAGAACAGUGGCCAGUACUAUCUUCGCGUGGAAUUUCCUUUGUUUAAAAUUCAUGGCCACAGAACCAUAUUCGGCUGCAGUGAUGCUAAAUGGUGAGGACCAUGUAGGCUACAGACAGAAACGUAGAACGUAUUAGGUAUAGAUGAUGUUGGCUACGGACAAGAACGUGUUAUAUAUAGCUAUUAGCUACCGCUAAUUGAAUUGUUACGACGGAUACCUCCGGAUGAGAACAUGCUAGCUACAGAUGAGGACUAUUGACUACGGACAAGAACGUGUUAUAUAUAUAUAUAGCUAUUAGAUACCGCUAAUAAUGCGAUAGCCUAUGGAAGUAUGACUAGUUACGGCGGAUACCUCCGGAUGAGAACAUGCUAACUACAGAUGAGGACUAUUGACUACGGACAAGAACGUGUUAUAUAUAGCUAUUAUCUACCGCUAAUUGAAUUGUUACGACGGAUACGUCCGGAUGAGAACAUGCUAGCUACAGAUGAGGACUAUUGACUACGGACAAGAACGUGUUAUAUAUAUAGCUAUUAGAUACCGCUAAUAAUGCGAUAGCCUAUGGAAGUAUGACUAGUUACGGCGGAUACCUCCGGAUGAGAACAUGCUAACUACAGAUGAGGACUAUUGACUACGGAC
Messenger RNA from Pecten maximus, 3415 nucleotides. RefSeq names its product SPARC-related modular calcium-binding protein 2-like. The coding region runs from base 649 to 2496 and encodes 615 amino acids. NCBI's taxonomy places the organism in Eukaryota, Metazoa, Mollusca, Bivalvia, Pectinida, Pectinidae. The transcript is spliced from 15 exons. The record is from RefSeq and is a predicted model, not a curated record. Gene Ontology annotation, molecular function: protein binding; calcium ion binding.